This is a messenger RNA of Danio rerio (zebrafish), 1401 nucleotides long. RefSeq names its product annexin A2a (gene anxa2a). Gene Ontology annotation, cellular component: basement membrane. Lineage: Eukaryota; Metazoa; Chordata; Actinopteri; Cypriniformes; Danionidae. Gene Ontology annotation, molecular function: calcium ion binding; phospholipase inhibitor activity; calcium-dependent phospholipid binding. The record is from RefSeq and is marked provisional.
GUUCUGCACAGCAUCUGAGAUCUGCUCAUCAGCAAGGAAGUCCAGGAUGGCUUUGGUCUCUGAAUUCUUAGGGCAGCUCACCCUCGAACUGGGCGGAGGAGAGCCCACCUACCCUACUGUUGUUCCAGAGGCCAACUUUGAUCCAGACAAAGAUGCUGCCAGGAUUGAGACCGCUAUCAAAACUAAAGGGGUGGAUGAGCAAACCAUAAUUGACAUCCUCACCAAACGGACAUACAACCAGCGGCGGGAGAUUGCUUUUGCAUAUGAGAGAAGAGCCAAGAAGGAUAUGAUCUCAGCCCUGAAGGGGGCGCUGUCUGGCUCACUGGAAACAGUCAUCCUGGGCCUCAUGAAGAGCACUGCGCAGUACGACGCCUCAGAAAUCAAAGCCUCCAUCAAGGGUCUUGGAACAGACGAAGAGUCUCUGAUUGAGAUCCUCUGCUCUCGAAGCAAUGCUGAGAUCAUGGAGAUCAAGAAAGUCUACAGGGAAUUGUUCAAGAAGGAAUUGGAGAAGGAUGUGGCUGGAGAUACUUCAGGGGACUUUGCCAAACUCCUGCUUGCUCUUGUUGAGGCCAAAAGAGAGCAGUCUAGCUCCGUUAUUGACUACCAGAGAAUUGAUGAAGAUGCCAGAGCCCUGUAUGACGCUGGAGUCAAGCGAAAAGGCACAGAUGUGAAGUGCUGGAUCUCCAUCAUGUCAGAGAGAAGCGUUCCUCACCUCCAGAAAGUGUUUGACAGAUACAAGAGCUACAGCCCGUAUGACAUGCAGGAGAGCAUUCGCAAAGAGGUCAAAGGAGAUCUAGAGAAGUCCUUCCUGACCCUCGUUCAGUGCUUUGAAAACAAACAGCUGUAUUUCGCCAGCAGACUGCAAGACGCCAUGAAGAGCAAAGGAGCGAAGGAGAAGGUGCUGACCCGGAUCAUGGUGUCCCGGUGUGAGGUGGACCUCAAGAAGAUCAGACAAGAGUUCAAACAGCACUUUGGGAAGUCUCUGCACCAGACCAUUGCUGAGCACACAAAGGGAGAUUACCAGCGGGCCCUGCUGAGCCUGUGCAAUGGAGACGACUGAGGAUUGGAGGAGAACUGGAGCUCUGAGGUCCAGAUGGAGAUCUCCAUAUACUCUCUACCCUGCUGCAGCUUUAGAGACCGUAAACACGCACUCGCUUAGACUGGAAACAAACAUGUGUUCUCCAUUAAGAAUCAUUGAACUACGUCAAAUCUAAAUGUGCCACGUUUGGUUUCACACCCCUUUAAAAAGAAAGUCUCAGUAGAAGAACGUGAAUCAGCAGUAAGGGAGCUGAUAUUGGUGCUUUUUGAAGUUAUUGCAGAAUGAAAUUACAUGAUUGUAGUUUUUCUGAGCAGAAAUUUGUACUUUAAGCCUAAUGUUGAAAUAAAAACAUGCACAGUUAA